AUAAUCCCAAGUCCCAAAUUUGCAAAGGCUUCUCUCAUUCUCUCUCUUGUAAAUAUGCCCCCCAUCUCUAUUUUAGUAUUACUUUCCCAUACCAAUCUUUGUACUCACUCUAACAUCUCACUUUUCCAACCCUUACUUCCAUUCUUCUUUCUCUUUAUCCCACAUUCUCUCUAUCUUCCAUCAAGUAUGAAACCAUCACCACCAUCUCCAUUACUUCCCAUUCUCCUCUUCAUCUUUUUACUCCUCUUCCCCAUCUUUAUCACCUCAGUUUCUCUACCUCUUCCACCAACAUCAUCACCUUCUUCACCCUCCACUUCAACUCUUGACCCAAACCAACUCAAAGCCCUUCAAUCCCUCAACAUCCCCACAUCCAAAAACCCUUGCAUCCAACCAUCUUUCCACAAUGCCACACAAUGUGACUCCUCAAAGCCCUUUCACCACCUCAUUUCCUUAACCCUUUCCAACUGUUCAUCUUCCAUUUCUCUCUCCUACAAUGCCCUCAAAUCCCUCUCCACACUCCAAUCACUUCACUUCCUUAACUGCCCCAUUGCCCCCAUUCAUUUCCCUCCUCAACUCACAAACUCUCUCAUCUCCUUCACCUCCAUCAACAGCCUCCGCAAGAUCUCAGGAGUAUGGCUCUCUCACCUAGCAAACCUCACCGAUCUAACCGUCUCAAAUGUCCCAAUAAAAGCCUCCGGUCCUUACGUCUUCCUCGCCCACAUGAAAAAGCUCAAAACUUUAACCAUUUCAAAAACCAACCUCACUGGUUAUCUUCCAAAAUACAUUCAUUCCAACCUUACCCACAUUGAUUUUUCAUCUAACCAACUCAAAGGAAACAUACCCUCUUCCAUCACCAUGCUUGAUAGCCUUGAAAGCUUAAAUCUUUCUUCAAAUAACUUCAAGGGUGAGAUACCCUCUUCAUUAGGGGACUUAAUCUCCCUUAAAAAUCUCUCUUUGGCUUCCAAUUCAUUCUCAGGAUCUAUCCCAGAUUCAAUUUCCGCCAUACCUGAUUUAACUCACAUGGAUCUAAGUUCAAACCAGCUCAAUGGGACAAUUCCAAACUUCAUAUCAGAAAUGAAAAACCUCAAGUACUUGAAUCUAGCUAACAACAACCUACGUGGGGUUUUGCCAUUCAACACGAGUUUUAUCAAAACCCUGACAACUUUUAAGGUUGUCGGGAACAGUAACUUGUGUUAUAACCAUUCUGUUCUGUCAUCAAAACUGAAGCUCGAGAUUGCUCCUUGUGAUAAGCAUGGGAUACCAAUGUCUCCUCCACCAGCUAAGGAUUCUUCUGAAGAUGACAGUAGUGAUUCAGAUUAUGAUGAUGACGAUGAUGAUAGCAUACACAAAAGAGAACAUCAUCAUAGGUCAAAUAAAUUUGUUCUUGGGGUGGCAAUUGCUCUUUCCUCCAUUGUCUUUUUGAUUGUUUUCUUAAUCCUAUGUUCAAAGUGCUGUCGCUGAAGAAACUAUUUUGUUUUCAUUUUUUCACUUUAUAUAAUUUUUGUUAGGAAAAUUGAUAAUUUCAAAUGGUGCUUGUUUAUUUUGGGAGUGAUGAAAUAUUUAUGUCAAGUUAUUAGUAACAGCUUAUACUACGUGCCGUCAAAAAUAAAAACUUAGGUGAGAGAUUAAUUAAUGAGUAAAAGGUUGAUGUGAUGAA
Messenger RNA from Lathyrus oleraceus (garden pea), 1657 nucleotides. Its product is annotated as receptor-like protein 51. Gene Ontology annotation, molecular function: protein binding. The transcript has a single exon. Lineage: Eukaryota; Viridiplantae; Streptophyta; Magnoliopsida; Fabales; Fabaceae. The record is from RefSeq and is a predicted model, not a curated record. The coding region runs from base 55 to 1461 and encodes 468 amino acids.